UUCUGGUUUUCUUUUAGCUUCUUGGGAGGACUACAGGAUUUCAAGUUGCUUCAACCCACCGGCCUUGCACUAAAGGACUUUGGAUGUGGAGUGCUCCCUUAAAGAGAACUGCUCUUGAUGGAACGGAAUAUAGUCUCUUACUCUUGGAUAGUGAAGGCAUUGAUGCAUACGAUCAAACGGGAACGUACAGCACACAGAUAUUCUCCUUGGCUGUCCUCUUAUCCAGCAUGUUCAUUUACAACCAGAUGGGUGGAAUUGAUGAAUCUGCACUUGAUCGUCUCUCUCUUGUCACUGAAAUGACUAAACAUAUUCGUGUUAGAGCUUCUGGAGGAAGGACCACAGUAUCUGAGCUUGGGCAGUUCUCACCGAUAUUUGUUUGGCUUCUCAGGGACUUUUAUUUAGAUUUAGUAGAGGAUAAUAGGAGAAUAACACCACGUGAUUACCUAGAGCUUGCCUUAAGGCCAAUGCAAGGAAGUGGAAAAGACAUAGCUUCCAAAAAUGAGAUCCGAGAGUCAAUUCGUGCUCUUUUCCCAGACAGGGAAUGCUGCGCUCUUGUUCGGCCUCUUAACAAUGAAAAUGAUCUCCAACGACUUGACCAAAUGCCUUUGGACAAAUUACGCCCAGAAUUUAGAUCUGGUCUGGAUGCAUUAACUAAGUUUGUUUUCGAGAGAACCAAGCCUAAGCAAGUGGGAGCUACAGUAAUGACAGGACCAGUUCUUGCUGGUAUAACUCAAUCUUUUUUGGAUGCUAUUAAUAACGGUGCGGUGCCCACAAUAUCAUCCUCAUGGCAGAGUGUUGAAGAAGCAGAAUGUCGUAGAGCAUUUGAUUCAGCUACUGAGGUCUAUAUGUCUACUUUUGACCGUUCAAGGCCUCCCGAGGAAGUUGCUCUAAGAGAAGCACAUGAAGAAGCAGUUCAAAAAGCACUUGCUGCAUUUAAUGCUAGUGCUGUAGGGGUUGGUUCUGUUAGACAGAAAUAUGAGAAGCUUCUCCAGAACUUCUUCAGAAAGGCUUUCGAGGACUACAAAAGGAGUUCAUUUAUUGAGGCCGACUUAAAAUGUUCAGAAACAAUACAGAACAUGGAAAAGAAAUUGCGAGCUUCUUGUCAUAUUCCUGAUGCGAAAAUUGAUCAAGUGAUCAAGGUUCUUUGUGAUCUGUUAUCUGAAUAUGGAAAGGUAUCUCAUGGCCCAGGAAAGUGGCAGAAGCUGGCAACCUUCUUACAGCAGAGUUUAGAAGGUCCACUACUUGACCUUGUGAAAAAGCAAUUAAAUCAAAUUGGAUCGGAGAAGAGUGGUCUUGCGUUGAAAUGUCGCUCAAUUGAAGACAAGUUGGGAUUGCUUAACAAGCAACUGGAAGCAAGUGAGAAGCACAAAGCUGAAUAUCUGAGGCGUUAUGAGGAUGCCAUCAAUGAUAAGACAAAGCUUGCGGAUGAAUAUAUGAGUCGUAUUACAAAUUUGCAGAGCAAAUGUAGCUCACUGGAGGAGAGGUCUUUGAGUUUAUCAAAGACACUGGAUUCUGCCGGGCAGGAAUCCUUGGAAUGGAAAAGAAAAUACGAGCAGAUAUUUGCAAAACAGAAAGCUGAGGAAGAUCAAGCCAAUUCAGAAAGAGCUGUUCUUAAGUCCAGGACUAGUGCUGCGGAAGCGAGAUUUGCUGCUGCUCGUGAACAUGCUCAGUCUGCUCAGGAGGAGGCAGGGGAGUGGAAGCGAAAGUAUGACAUUGCUGUUAGAGAAACCAAGGCUGCUCUGGAGAAAGCAGCAGCAGUGCAGGAACGGACAAAUAAGCAGACACAACUCAGGGAGGAUGAUCUGAGGGAAGAAUUCUCGGCCACUUUGGCUGAAAAGGAAGAGGAAAUUGCUGAUAAAAUAGCGAAGAUAGAAUAUGCUGAGCAGCGGUUGACUAUGUUGAGUUCAGAAUUAAAGGCUACAGAGUCAAAACUGAAGAGCUAUGAUUUGGAAAUGUUAACCUUGAAACUUCAAAGCAAAGAGCUGGGUGAAAAGCUAGAUGCUGUGAAUGCUACUGCUCGAUCAUAUGAGAGAGAAGUCAGGAUAAUGGAACAGGAGAAGAACCAUCUGGAGCAAAAAUAUUCGUCGGAGUCGAAGAGGUUUGAAGAAGUUCAGGAAAGGUGCAAAAUUGCUGAAAAGGAAGCUAAGAGAGCAACUGAGUUGGCUGAUAAAGCACGAGCAGAAGCAGUCAUUGCACAGAAAGAAAAGAAUGAAGUUCAGAAGUUGGCGAUGGAGAGAUUGACCCAAAUUGAGAGGGUUGAAAGGCACAUUGAGAGCUUGGAAAGACAGAAAAUUGACCUCGUGGAUGAAGUAGAGAAAUUCCGUUUCUCUGAGAUGGAGGCCUUGUCCAAGGUUGCUCUACUGGAGGCCAGGGUUGAAGAGAGGGAGAAGGAAAUUGAGUCACUUUUGAAAUCAAACAAUGAGCAGAGGGCAAGUACAGUUCAAGUUCUUGAGAACCUCCUGGAGAAUGAACGAGCAGCCAGAGCAGAGGCUAGCAGAAGGGCCGAAGCCCUAUCGGUGCAGCUACAGUCCACCCAAGGUAAAAUGGAUCUUCUCCAGCAGGAGUUGACCUCAGUUCGUCUCAAUGAAACGGCGUUGGAUAGUAAACUCAAGACAACUUCACGCGGGAAACGCCCGCGGUUUGAAGACAAUGAUGUAGCAGUUGAAUCUGUCCAAGAUAUGGAUGUUGACAUGGUAAUCAGAGAAAGGAAAAGGUCAAAGAGCACAAUCAGCCCAUUGAAAGUGGCACAUUCAGAAGGUGGCUCAGUUUUCAAGGUCGAUGAGGAUAACUAUCACAGUCAACAAAAUGAAACAGAGGAUUAUACCAAGUUAACUGUGCUGAAACUGAAGCAAGAGCUCACAAAACAUGGUUUUGGUGCUGAGCUGCUUCAGUUAAGGAAUCCCAGCAAGAAGGACAUACUUGCUUUGUAUGAAAAACAUGUCUUCCAGAAGUAGCUCCGGUCUCUAGUGUAGGAUUUGUAUAGGGUAAAGCUGUAACCUACUGUUUACUGACAGAUAAAGUCAUAAUUGGAGGAGUUGAUAUUUCAAGUGGGGAUCAUUGUAAAAAACUGCCCACCUUCCCCAGCCAAGUACUGGUUACAGGAACUUCUAUAACAGUGUAAUUGCAGAUUGCAACACUUUGUGAGAAAAGUUACCUUUAUUUUAA
Molecule: messenger RNA, 3165 nt
Organism: Macadamia integrifolia
Lineage: Eukaryota; Viridiplantae; Streptophyta; Magnoliopsida; Proteales; Proteaceae
Product: myosin-3
Exons: 13
Coding region: 84-2954 (956 amino acids)
Molecular function (GO): GTP binding; GTPase activity
Source: RefSeq, a predicted model, not a curated record